AUGAUGAAGACUCCUGGUUCCGGCCGCCCCUCCGCUGGCCCCCCUUCGCCGGGCAACAUCCCAUCAGUCCCUGGUUCGGCCAUGCAGCAGGGUGCCACAAACAAUGGCAGCAGCGGUAGCAGGAACGGCCCUCCGAUGCAGAUGCCGCCUCAGCCGAUGCCCCCGCACCACCAACACCAUCACCACCACCACCCCCACAAUUACCCGGGGCAUCUGCAUCACUUCCAGCACAUCCCACCAUCUCACCACAUGCACCUCCAGCACCCGCAGCAGCACGGCGGCGGGGGCCCUGGGGACGAGAACCCGUUCGCCGACUUCAUGUGGAUGGAAAACGAGGAGGAUUACAACAGACAGGUAGAGCAGGAGCUGUGGGAGGAGGAGUUCCUGGAGCGUUGCUUCCAGGAGAUGCUGGACGAGGAGGAGAGUGAAUGGUUCAUCCCGUCACGUGACCUUCCACGCCAGGCGGCCGCUGAGGCAGCAGCGCAGCUCAACGGUCUGAGCCUGGGCGAUGGGCCAGCCAGCUCUGCUGCCCCCGCGCAACCGGUUUCCAGCAGCCUGAACCCCAAUGCCAAGGAGUUUGUCCCAGGAAUGAAGUACUAGUACGCUUUCAAGGCAGUUGCGAAUGUGGGGCCAGUAUGUUAGAAAGCUCUUGACCGACAAAACUGGGUUCGGCUGAAGGGCAGGGCCUUGUCAGACUUUGCACCCAAGUUUGACCGUGAAGCUGCAGGUAAAAUGAAAAAGUGUUUAGUGACGGUGUGCAUCUCCUGGAUUGAUUUUGUCCAUCGGGAUUUGGCGACAUAAAGGUGCAGCAUUUUGGAAUUAGGACAUUUAUCGUUGGCUUGCCUUGAAGCAAAAGUGCAAAGUUAAUCUUGUUUGAGCAAGUUUCUAAGAUGUUUCAUGAGACAUAGGAUUGCAAUUAAGAAAAAAAGUGCAUCAAAUUGCCGAGUUUAAGUUGUCCUUUUGUUUUCCCCCCCCAAACCAAACACUGUAACAAGGUACUGAUACUGGCAACUGUACAGUAACUGGUCUUGGAUCAGUGUUGAAACAUCUGUAAAUAUUUGUCUAAAGAAGCAGUGGUUUCCUACUUUCCAAGCAAGUUUUGAGUAAUGUGUCAAUUUACUCUUCAGCAAACCCGUACCCUCUUUUCUAAUCUGCCUAAAUAAUCUGUAAAUGCACAAGAUCUGUGAGGAGGAACACAUUGGUUUGCAUUUGGCACUUGCAUUUAAAUACAACACAGUGAGGGAGCUCGACUUGGAGUUUGAUAUGUUUCUAUUCAUCUCAUCUGAUUAGAUUUUAAUGUAACAGCAGUGAGCUACAACGUUAAUUUUGAACAAUUUCUAAGUCUGCAUUCAUGGAACAGUAUUUGCAAGCAUGUUCAAGCCAUGGUCAGUAUUUCCUGACUUCCUGUCUGGAAUAAAAAUAUAUAUCCCUUGUGCAUUGGUUUUGCACUAACUGCCAAAUGAAUGUAGAAGCAUUUCUUUUACGCAUUUCCAGUUUUUUUUAUGGCGGUGCUUUUUUAAAAAUAGGUUCGGAAAGAUGAACUCAUUUACAAAAUAAUCAACCAGGCUCUAAGGUGUGUUGACACCUUUUCGUCAUUCAUCCUGUCCAAUGAAAUGGUAAUUUUUCUACUAGUGGUGCUCAAUCUUUACUUUUUAAGACUGAUGCAUUUUACAACAGUCAAUAAAAAAUGAACACUAACAUAUGAACCCAUUGCAUAUCUUUAAUUGCAAGGACAGGAAACUGCUGCUCUUGAUUUAAGCCCUUGCUUUUCUUUAAAGACUAAAACUUUUCAAAGAAAUUUUGCUGCGGCUUUGUGUAAAAAAGAAACGAAAUACAAAAAAAAUUUCAAAAAGUUAAAAUUGUAAAAAUAAAAAAACUAUUUAAAAAAGUGUCCAACUCGCAGCACGGUUGGCAAAGUUUUUGUUCCUGUCGUCUACGUACCAGUUCUUUUUCCCGCAAACCAAAAUUUAGUUUUUGUUCAGCAGACUAUAAAAUUGUUGGCUGGAUACUUCAGUUGCUGUAGGUUUUCUACCCAAAAAAAAGAGCCAGGGUAGCAUUAAGUGUUUACUCGCAACACUUCUCCUUAUCUGGCUGCUUGUUCUGGCAAUUUGUAAACAUGUUUGAGCUUUGUAAUAAAUGGUGGCGUCACCAAACAAC
Molecule: messenger RNA, 2157 nt
Organism: Lethenteron reissneri (Far Eastern brook lamprey)
Lineage: Eukaryota; Metazoa; Chordata; Hyperoartia; Petromyzontiformes; Petromyzontidae
Gene: PAIP2B
Product: poly(A) binding protein interacting protein 2B
Biological process (GO): negative regulation of translational initiation
Cellular component (GO): cytoplasm
Molecular function (GO): mRNA regulatory element binding translation repressor activity
Source: RefSeq, a predicted model, not a curated record